ACAAGUCCCUUCGUCUCUUCGAGAAAAAUCCACUCCUUCGAGUCAUCGAGUGAUUUCGCGGGGGGGCGCUGGUUCGCGAGGAGCUAGGGUUUGGGAGGGAGCAGCGGAGAAGAUGAUCGAGGUGGUGCUGAACGACAGGCUGGGGAAGAAGGUGCGGGUGAAGUGCAACGAGGACGACACCAUCGGCGACCUGAAGAAGCUCGUCGCGGCGCAGACGGGGACCAGGCCCGAGAAGAUCCGCAUCCAGAAGUGGUACACCAUCUACAAGGACCACAUCACCCUCGGCGACUACGAGAUCCACGACGGCAUGGGCCUCGAGCUCUACUACAACUAGAAUGGGUCAUUCUUCCAGGUAUGGCCCCAUUCGAGUCCUGGUGUAGUUAUUUAUAUGGAACCCAAGGAACCAUACAAGAUUGCUGGAUGUACCAAUGACUGCCGACCUUCAAAUGUGAUGCUAGUCGUACACUAUAUAUAACAUAAUGUUUGUGACCUUUGUGCCAUAAGCCCAUAACCGCUGUAUUUUUAGUUAUGGCAAGUUCGUUCUGAUUAUGAUUUGUACUGCGUGAGAGGUGUGUUGCCCAUCUGCUGCCGGAGUGUAGAUUCAUUUGGUCGAAUGGAAGAGCUUUGGUUCGGUGUGAAA
Hordeum vulgare subsp. vulgare (domesticated barley) is the source of this 640-nucleotide messenger RNA. Its product is annotated as ubiquitin-like protein 5. The transcript has 2 exons. The record is from RefSeq and is a predicted model, not a curated record. Gene Ontology annotation, molecular function: protein binding; protein tag activity. Lineage: Eukaryota; Viridiplantae; Streptophyta; Magnoliopsida; Poales; Poaceae. Gene Ontology annotation, biological process: protein modification process; mRNA splicing, via spliceosome. The coding region runs from base 113 to 334 and encodes 73 amino acids. Gene Ontology annotation, cellular component: cytoplasm; nucleus.